Messenger RNA from Cygnus olor (mute swan), 6444 nucleotides. It is a transcript of the gene PRICKLE1, whose product is annotated as prickle planar cell polarity protein 1. Gene Ontology annotation, molecular function: zinc ion binding. The transcript is spliced from 13 exons. The record is from RefSeq and is a predicted model, not a curated record. The coding region runs from base 2544 to 5039 and encodes 831 amino acids. Lineage: Eukaryota; Metazoa; Chordata; Aves; Anseriformes; Anatidae.
GCGGCCGCGGGCAGCGGGCAGUCGCGGCGGGGGGCGGCCGGCGGCGGAGCGCCUCGGCUCGGCUCGGCUCGGCUCGGCUCGGCUCGGCUCGGCUCGGCUCGGCUCCUCACGGCAGGGCACGGUACGGUCCCACCGCGCUGCCUCCCCCGCUGUCAAUGCGGGCGCCCCGGCGCCGCGGGAGGAACAAAUAGGAUGCAUCGUUCUCCACCAUCCAUGCUGUUACUGAUUGUUUUGAGAGGCUGCAGUAUUCACAUAUGAAGACUUGUCUUUGUAACUGAUCCUUGGAGCUGCACAGAGAUGACUUUCUUUGCAAUGGAUUAAUAACUUCUCACAGACAUUAAGGAUACCUAUAGGGCAAAGCUUGAACAGGAAGGGAUCUGAACAUAAUUGGAGUAAAAAAAAUGUAUGUAUAUGGACCUGCUUUCCUGCAACUGAAGAUCUGUUUGUGGAAAGCCAAGGUAAAGGCUUUACGGUAACUGGAACUUGGCUACAAAAGCUGGGUGAGCACUCAUGCAGUGGUCGUACUGCCUGAAACACAGCCCUUGAACUGAAGCACAAGUAGCAAAAAAACAUCAAGCAUAGUUUUCUUAUUUCUUUGCAAGUGCUGUUAAACCUGGUGGCUACUUCCACUGAUCUUAGAAUAGAAUAAUAAAAGUAGCUGUUGAGUGACUUCAUAUCACUGGGCCACAGAUAUUGCAGUCCAUGCCACUCUCAAGAAGCCAGAGAAAGAAGAGGACUACUGAUCCACUCCAGCCGUACGUAGUGGCCCAGCAGUAGGCUAUUUAACCCAAAAGGUAGAAAUAAUCUGCAGAUUGGACAGACUAAACUGAGGCAAGAUAAAUACUUGGGAAGACCCAUCUUCAAAGAGCAGUUGUUGACCACUGUACGUUUAAUGUGCUGCCAGAAAUGAAGGGAGCACUUGGAGUCCGAGUCUUAGGUACUGCAGAAAGCCUGCCUGGCUUGGGUUUGGCUCUUCCGCUGCCCUAAUGGGAACGUCAAGUGACAUCUGACAGACACGCCUGCCUCAAUGCUUAAAUCAGCAUUACUGUUAUACCUGGAUCUUGUUUUUGUGAGAAACAUUGAAAGAGCUCAGACUCUGCAUGGGGAUGCUGAAGAGAAACAAAACAAUUAAGUGUUUGUGCUUAGGAGCGUUGUCAGCGCUGUGGGAUGCACAGGGUGGGGAGCUGAGGUUUGAACAAAGGAUGUAGCAUUUAACCAAUGACUAACUAGAAUGAACUUACGCAUUCCUUAAUUACAAGUAAUCCAUAUAUUGGACUUUACAGAAGUUACAUUAUUGAAGUUGUGCAAGCUAUUGCACGAAGGAAGCAUGUUGGGCAUAUGUAGCGUUUCCACAGUGUCUGAAGAGUCUUCUGACAAUGUUUUGCAAUGUGGCAAGCUAUGAAGAUCUAAUCAGCAGAGGGAGCUGUGUGGAAGAACAACACUUUCAUCCUUUCUGUGGUCCAAGUUCUAUGAGGCAAGACAAGUGAAGUUACAAGAUGAGAGGCUGUGCUGCAGGUCAGGCAGUGUUGUCAAGGAGAGCCAUCUAGAUACGAACUGAUGAGAUCUUAACUCAGCUUUUCAAGGAGGAAAAUGAAAAGAGUUGCUGAAAAAUGUAAAAAUCUGUACAAAGAUUCCUUGCUAAUGCCAUUAUGACAAACUUUAUUCCACCUGCUGGAAGGAAACUGCUAUGCCAGAAGAAGCAAAUUUCUGUUAACGGCAUUCAUGUCCUCGAAGUAAUACAGCUUUCUGAUCUAGACAAAGCCUGAAGUACUUGAAAUAAGGUGUGCAACAAAAAGGACAACAAAGCAAACAAAUGAAGGGAAAUGAAACCACUGACCCUGAUUUCAGAACUAGCUUCACAUACUCUGAUGUUUCUUCUUUUCUUAGAAACUGUAUCAAUUUCCUACUAAUCUAUUUUUAUAAGUCCCGUUACUUCUACAGGACAAGGCAGGCAGGUGACCUGCCUCUAUGAAACGCAGAGGAGAAAUCCCUGGCCUAUCCAAAGUGUGCUGUAAGUAAAGUAUGGCCAGAAAAAAGAACGUAGUCUUAACUUUUAAGGUUUCCUUAAUCCGCUGUUUUUAUUACGGGUUGCCAGCAUAAACAUUUAAAACAUCUCUCUGAUUCCUCUGAUCCUGUUGUCUUUAUUCUUCUAAGAUGGCUUCUCCUAGGGACUGGAAGGCAGGUACUCAUGUUUGUAAAUACAAGAUGGUCUAAGAGAUCAGAGAACUGUGUGUUUUACUGCACUCCUGUGACUAAUUGAAAGAUAAUGCAGUAGAAAGGAGGUGGGAGGGAGAGGAUAAAAGAGAACAAGAGAGAAUACACGUGUGCAAGUCAGAGCCACAAGCCAUUUUCUUUGCUGCCAGGGGCAUGGAAGGAGCGGGUAUAGAAAUGUAAGCUGAGGCAGAAUAAAGCCCUCAGACAAAACUGUUUAUAACCUGCAAGUUAGAUCAACCUCAGCCUGUCAGCAGCGGAGAUCAAGGUUUUAUUUUGCCCUGAUCAAUUGCUUGAUGAGCUGCAGCUGAAAUAUUUAACACUUCACACUUAUGCCCUUGGAGAUGGAGCCCAAAGCUAACAACCUCGUUUUUGGGUGUCAGCGAAGCUCAACAUCUGAUGACGACUCUGGCUGUGCCUUGGAAGAAUAUGCCUGGGUCCCCCCAGGCCUUAGACCAGAGCAGGUACAGCUGUAUUUUGCCUGCUUGCCGGAGGAAAAGGUCCCUUACGUGAACAGCCCUGGAGAGAAGCACAGAAUUAAACAGCUCCUCUAUCAGCUGCCACCCCACGAUAACGAGGUGAGAUACUGCCAGUCUUUAAGCGAAGAAGAAAAGAAGGAGCUGCAGAUGUUCAGUUCUCAGCGCAAAAAGGAGGCGCUCGGCCGAGGCACUAUUAAACUCCUCUCGAGAGCAGUGAUGCAUGCAGUUUGUGAACAGUGUGGUACAAAAGUAAAUGGCGGUGAAGUUGCAGUUUUUGCCUCGAGAGCUGGCCCCGGUGUGUGCUGGCAUCCAUCAUGUUUUGUAUGCUUCACGUGUAAUGAGCUUCUCGUUGACCUUAUCUACUUCUACCAAGAUGGAAAAAUUCACUGCGGCAGACACCACGCUGAACUUCUUAAGCCUCGAUGUUCAGCCUGUGAUGAGAUCAUUUUUGCUGAUGAGUGCACAGAAGCUGAGGGUCGCCACUGGCACAUGAAACACUUCUGCUGCCUCGAGUGCGAGACGAUCCUGGGAGGCCAGAGGUACAUCAUGAAGGACGGGCGACCGUUCUGCUGUAACUGUUUUGAAUCUCUUUACGCGGAAUACUGUGAGACCUGCGGGGAGCACAUUGGUGUUGACCAUGCCCAGAUGACCUACGAUGGACAGCACUGGCAUGCUACGGAGACUUGCUUUUCUUGUGCUCAGUGCAAGACCUCUUUGCUUGGCUGCCCUUUCCUUCCGAAGCAAGGGCAGAUCUACUGCUCAAAAACCUGCAGCUUGGGUGAGGACGUUCACGCCUCCGACUCUUCGGAUUCCGCGUUUCAGUCUGCUCGAUCAAGAGACUCCAGGAGGAGCAUUCGCAUGGGCAAGAGCAGCCGCUCAGCUGAUCAGUGCCGCCAGUCUCUCCUCCUGUCGCCAGCCCUCAAUUACAAGUUUCCUGGUCUGUCAGGCAACGCCGAUGAUACUCUUUCCCGCAAGCUGGAUGACUUAAGCCUUUCAAGGGAAGAGGCAGGCUUUGUUAACGAAGACUUCUGGAAAGGAAGAGUAGAGCAAGAAAUGCCUGAGGACCCUGAAGAAUGGGCUGAACACGAAGACUACAUGACUCAGCUGCUUCUGAAGUUUGGUGAUAAAAGCCUCUUCCAGCAACCUGCUGAGGUAGACAUUAGAUCAAGCGAACACUGGAUUUCUGACAGCAUUGUCAAGAGCAAGUUGGACUUGAAAAAAAAUAACCCAAGCCUAGCAAGUAAGAAGUAUCAAUCAGACAUGUACUGGGCCCAGUCCCAGGACGGCCUGGGUGACUCCGCGUAUGGCAGCCAUCCGGGCCCUGCCAGCAGCAGGAAGAUCCAGGAGCUAGACAUGGAGCAUGGGGCGUCGGGAUACAAACACGACCAAACACCGUGGUACGGAGGUUCGCUGGAAUGUUUGUCUGAUCUGAAACAGCAAGAACAAAGCGUUCGAGACUCGAUGGAUUCUUUGGCUUUGUCCAACAUAACAGGGGCUUCAAUGGAUGGCGAAGGCAAGCCACGGACAUCUCUCUAUUCUUUGCAAACUUUCCAAGAACUGGAGGUAGAGGACUGUGAGAAGAUGAGCAACAUGGGAACUCUGAAUUCUUCCAUGCUCCACCGGAGCACAGAGUCCUUGAAGAGUCUGAGCUCAGAGUUGUGCCAGGAAAAAGCGUUACCAGAGGAGAAGCCAGUGCAUAUGUCUGUACUGAGAAGAUCUAAAUCCCAGUCUAGACCACAGCAAGUGAAGUUUUCAGAUGAUGUUAUUGAUAAUGGCAGUUACGAGAAUGUUGAAAUUCGACAACCUCCAAUGAGUGAAAGGACUCGUAGGCGUGUUUACCAUUUCGAAGAGCGUGGAAAUCGGCCUUCUCACCAUCGCAGAAGAAGUAGGAAAUCUCGUUCAGAUAACGCACUUAAUUUGGCCACAGAAAGAAGAUGCUCUCCAAAAGAGAGAUUUCGUUAUUACUCUCCUCAGGAUCAUGAAAAAUUUAUUCAAAACAAAAGCUCGCGUGAGUUUCGGGCAUAUAUUCAAAACGCGGAGCUGUAUAGCCAGUAUGCCCAUACGAGUUCUGAUUAUGCACUGCGGAAUCAGGUGGUUGAUAAAUUUUUUGGAUUAUAUGGUGAUGAAGAUGACUCCUGGUGUUCGACUUCAUCCUCAUCAUCUGAUUCUGAAGAGGAAGGGUAUUUCCUGGGACAGCCAAUUCCCCAGCCACGCUCGCUGAGAUAUCCAUACUAUACAGAUGACCUUUCUAGUCCAACUACUGCGUUAUCUAGUUCUCAGUUUGGACAAAGGACAACCAAAUCAAAGAAGAAGAGGGGACACAAAGGGAAAAACUGCAUCAUUUCGUAAUUUGUUUUAACAGUUGGGAAGACCAGUCAACUCUCUAUCUACAGUUGGAACCACAUCUUUUUAUAUUAAUAAUUGUACUUAAGCAAGUUGCUGAGGUUCUUAACGCUUUGCCAGUGUAAAUGAUAACUGUACCAGAGUUUACAUUGUAAAAGUAACAUUCAGAAAUGUCACUAUGCCAAACGAUGACCUGUUCAGAUAUUGCUAGGUUUACAUACGUUUCAGCUGUCAAGGUACUGUUAUUGCAGUUCUUGAUACAGACUUUUUGUAGACAUUUAUUUUAUGCUCUCCAUUCACCUAUGUUCAGUUAUCUGAGAGAGGGGAGUCAGCGAAGAUCAAUAAAUAAAACUGUCAGUCUUGUACUGUAACUAUACCCACACAGGGUGAUCCUCAACUCUUUCUUCUCUCCAAUGAAAAGGUGACUAUGCUGUGUCCUUUCUUCACUGAUAAAAUUCAUUCAUUCUCUUCCUUGAAGUUUCCCUACAAAAACUGGAAGUUUUUUUUUAAAAUUUGGGAAAACGCUGCUUUUCCAAAGAGUCCGCUAUUAAGGAGGCAAAAAUCAGAAUGUGGGAGCUGAAAUGCUUGAGGCCUUGAUAUAUCUUAAAGCAGCACUAAAUGGUUUACACACUUAAAUAGAAGGAAAAACAUGGAAUUUUUUAUUUUUUUGAAAUAACUCCAUCCUGUGUAAGUUGUUUUUUGUGCCUGUUUAAAGGAAGGUAUUAAUUCAGCUUUUGGAAUUGGACCCGACUGCCAGUGAGUACAAUGAGUAGCGAUGGUUUUUAUGUCAUUUCCUCCACUCCACUGCAUUGAAAGAGAAAGGUACAAAUGCUGGAAUCCUUUGCUCGGGCACGUAACCCCAUUUAAGUCAAUGAAUCUACUUACAUAACAAAUACUUUCGUAAGGGCUUAAAGGAUUAGGCUCCAGAAUUGUGUCUUUUCAAAUGUAUUAUCCAGGUUUUAAAAUGUAUUAGUUGCAAUUCUAAAUCAAAAAAAAAUGAUAUUUAUAACGUAGUAUUUCAUAGGCUUAAAUGUAUUCAUAAUUUAACAGUGCAAAUACUAAUGUACAUAUUGUACAGUUAAAAUUUUAAAAGCUGAAUAUUUUUAUAUCCCUGAAUUUGAAGAAGUUUGUUACAAUAUCAAACUAGAUUUGUUAGGGGUUUAACAGCAGCAUUACGGAUGAAAUAUUGCUUGUAUUUUAGUCAGAGUUAAAAAUAUUGAAAGAUGUUUAGUGCAGAACAGCUUAAUUUUGUCUACUAGAUAUUGAAAGCUCUGUAUGCAUGGUGGGGCUAUGUAAAUACUCUCUAAACUAUGGCCCUCUUAAUCUUGCAAGUGUUAUUUAUGGGUCAAGCAAAAUGUAAACUAUAUAAAUGUAAAAAUCACACAAGCCUGGAAUAUAUCAGUACAACAAA